Messenger RNA from Phlebotomus argentipes, 5639 nucleotides. RefSeq names its product proteasome-associated protein ECM29 homolog. The coding region runs from base 204 to 5597 and encodes 1797 amino acids. Lineage: Eukaryota; Metazoa; Arthropoda; Insecta; Diptera; Psychodidae. Gene Ontology annotation, molecular function: molecular adaptor activity. Gene Ontology annotation, cellular component: cytoplasm; nucleus. The transcript is spliced from 4 exons. Gene Ontology annotation, biological process: proteasome assembly. The record is from RefSeq and is a predicted model, not a curated record.
GCGUUUCCCCUCCCUUUCUGCCAUGCCAGCACUGUCAUGGCGGCGUAAAAAAUACCAUGAAUUUAGUGGUUGUUCGAAGUGAAAUAAUCAGCAUUCUUCGCAAUUUUGAAACAAUUCUCAAUGUGUGCUAAGUUCGUAAAUGAUUGAUUGGACAGAGAACAGGUGUUGAGUGGCUGCCGCGACAAUUGUGUUUUCUGUGCAAAAUGGGUUCAAACAGCGAUGAAAUUGCACUCCUGGAACGCGUUCUCUUGAGAUUAGCGUGUGCAGAUACAGAUGAGCAGUUGGAGAAUGCCGUGAGUAAAUUCCUGGCGCCAGUUUUGCUGAAAAUAGUUUCACCUGAGGAAAGCGUGCGUCUGAAGGUCAUGGAGGUGCUGACGCACAUCAACAAGCGCCUGAAGACGCGACCGUUGAUCCAGAUUCCGGUGCAGGACAUCCUGUCGCAGUACCAAAGCACGGACUCGUCGUUUGCAAUGAACUUCGCCAUCAUUUACAUCACGAUGGGCUUUCCGCGAUUGCCGGCGGAUGUGAAGUCUCGGCUUACACCUCAGUUGCUGAUGGCGCUGUCUGGGAAGCCGGAGGUGCAUCAGGAUAAGAUAUUGGCGCUCAUCGUGCCCCUCCUGGGCGAGAUAAAGCUGCCGGAGGGCACGAAAGAGAGGCAGGAGGUGCAGGAGUUGCUUUCGCAAGAAGCUGUGAAGUGUCAGCUGAUCUCGUUCCUGCAGGACGUCUUGCUCUUCCCCUACGGCAUCACGCAGGAGAGCGAAGUGCCGGCUGGCAUGAGUGCGUACGCUUUCCGACGGAUCUCAGGCAAUCAGUGGCGCACUGAAGAACUGGAGGCGCACAAAACGGGAUUGGUGAAAUUCUUCUCCAGUGACUUGCUGGCACCCGAGGAUGCGGUCGUGCCGCUAAUUGUUGCCUCGGCGGACACGCGCUUUAGUGUGGCCACGCCGGCCAUAGCUGAGCUCAGUAAGAUCUGUAUUUCCAUGGAUUGGACCAAUCCGAGCGUCUCGGCGCCCCUCUACACACUCUUCUCGGGCAAUGGCGCCAAGAUUCCGGACAAGAAGUCCUCGCCUUGCAACGUGCGAGUGCGUCAGAAGCUGCUGCAGUACCUGCUGAAGUGCCGUGGCAGGGGAAUUGAUACGGUGAAGGGGAUUCAGGUGAUCUUCGAGGCGCUGUUCGGCGAGCAAACCAAUCAGCGGUGCAAAGUGCUCGCGCUGCAGUUCUGCGAGAACUUGAUAAAGGACGGCAAUCCGGAGCUGAUCAGGAAGGUGUCAAAGGUGAUCGCCACGGGAAUUGGGAAGCUGGUCAGUGCGACGGCGGAGCCUUUUGACGUGCAGAACGCCGCCUAUUCCGCCAUGUCGGUCCUCGUGGGCAUUUGCCCAGAGAUUGUGAAUAAGGACUUGGAGCUGGUGGUGACGUACUUUACGACACUAGGCAAGGCACCCACGGAGAUCCAGGCGAACCUCCGGGAGGCUCUCGUGGCCAUGGCGCCGGCCUUUAGUUGGCGCCAUGAAGCCGGCGAUCCGGGGAAUCACACUCUCUUGCUGGCUCUCAUUGCUCAACACUCGGAAUCGCAAAGCACAAUUGUCCAGAGUGUCUGUGUGGCCUUCCUCACCACUUGCUUCCCACCUCAGCAAGUCACAGCGCGAUAUCUUCUGCUGCUGAUUGCCGGCAACAGAGCCUCGCUCAGGGAGAGCAUCUUCAUCCAUCUGUACGGCUCGCCGAAGAAGGACAACAUCGACUACAGUCGGCUAAAGUGUGUGAGUGCGAAGGACGCCGGCGAGAGUUCAGUGAUCCUGCCGCAGUUUAAUGAAAUGGCACUGCAUUGUGCCGAAAUGGCCAGCAAGAGGCAGGAGAAUGCCAAUCAGAGAUUCGUGUCCGGGAAGAAUGUGCUGCCCUUCGAUGUGGAGACUUUUGCAGAGGUUCUGGACUACUUGAGGGCAUGCCUGUGGACUUCAGCUGGCUACACUACCCCGCCGAGUGCACACUUCAAUCCUGCGCCACUGAGAUCCUACAUUCUGGGCAACUCGAAGGCUUCGCAAGGCAUCAAGAUGUACAUCUCCCUGAUAAGACAGCUCGUCACUGUCCAGAGGGGAUUUGCGCCGCUGUGCUGUCUCUUUGAUCUCCUUCACGCGGCUCCGGACAUUCUCUGCAGUGAAAGCGCCGAGCUGAUGCCACUGUUAGCCAGCUCACUGAAAGACGUCACGGAGGACACGAGAACAAUUGUGGGACAACUCUAUGGCAUCCUGAUUGCCUUCAAUUACGACAAGGCGACAUUCGAUGAGGAGGUGCAGAACUUGCUGAAUGCGUCCAAUAAGAGUCUCGAGGGGCAACACGGCAGUCUCUUGGCUGCUGCUUAUGGAAUCCACAAGAGGAUUGACUUCCUGAAGCAGCCGGACAUUCUGCAGUGGGAGACGCUGAAGACGGCCGUGAUGGUGCUGAUGAAGUCCCUCCUGGACAGCCAUCCGAUGAUAAUUUCAGCCGCUGUUCGCGGGCUGUCCUUCAUCGGUGGUGUUACUGAAUUGCCGCUGCCCGGAGAAGCUGAAGAGGAAGUGGAGGGGUCCAAGCAGAAGCUCCUCAAUACACUGAUGGGCAUCUUGAAGAGCAACAGCGUGAAGCAGAAGCUGCGAGAGGAGGUGUGCUCUUGCCUGGCCAGUCUCUCGCGCGGAGAUUCGGCGUUCUACGCCCGGAGGAUCUUACAGGAGUUUCUCCAUCUCAACAAGCUGACGAAGGAUCCGGCUCUGCACAUUGCCAUCGGCCAAGCAAUUGGGCAGAUUGUGGGACGCCAGGAAGUGGAUGUGUUCAAGCAGGACAGCAUGAAGAUGGACACAGACGAGGUGGUGGGAGAUGAGGAGCUGGUCAAGUGGCUGCUGAAGGAGUUGAUAGGCCUGGUGGCUGAACUGCAUCCGUCUUCGCGACAAGCUGUCACUGUGUGGUUGCUGGCCACAGUGAAAUCCUGCCCAGGCAGCAUCGUGCGGGAGAACCGAGAAGUCCUCCAGAUGGCAUUCACUGAGCUGCUGUCGGAGAACAAUGAACUCGUGCAGGAUGUGGCUUCGCGGGGGCUCGGAGAGAUCUUCUCCCUGUCCAGUGACACUGAUCAGCAGGUGUUGGCCACUGAAUUGCUGCAGCAACUCACCGGCGGCCGUCGGCAGAUGAUGCAAGUGACCGGAGAGUCGAAGAUCUUCGAGGAGGGCGUGAUGGGAAAGACGCCUGGUGGCGAGAACAUCACCACUUAUCGUGAACUUUGCUCACUGGCGUCGGACCUCAACAAGCCCGAUCUCAUCUAUCAGUUCAUGCAGCUGGCCAAUCAUAAUGCCACGUGGAACAGCAAAUUGGGCGCAGCUUUUGGGCUGAAGUCCAUCGCUGGCGUGGCGAAGGGUGAGAUGCAGCCAUUCCUCGGGAAGAUAGUGCCCAGACUGUUUCGCUACAAGUACGAUCCGACACCCAAGAUACAGAACUCGAUGGUGAGCAUCUGGAAUUCUCUGGUGUCCAAUCCUAAGGAGAUUGUGGAGCAGUUCUACUGGGAAAUUCUGCAAGAGAUCACGCAGCAUCUCACGAAUCACGAGUGGCGCACGAGGAUGUCAUGUUGUCUCGCCGCCAGGGAUCUCAUCAAGCUGCCCGGGUAUCUGAAGCUGCGCGAGGGUGAGACGGAGGUGGAGCUGGUGGAGUUGUGGAGUCAGCUGUUUAGGGUGAUGGAUGACAUUCAUGAGGGCACAAGACUGGCUGCCGAAGGCACAGCUUCGGUGCUCAGUAAGGCGUGCAUUGUAGCGUCAUCCGCCGGACAUGGGAAGAGUGGCGUGCGCGUGGUGAAGAGCAUUCUGCCGCUGUUCCUCGAGAAGGGCAUCACGAAUGUGGUGCCGGAAGUGCGGAAGAUCUCCAUUCGCACCCUAAGCGAGAUCAUUGACACCGCAGGAGACUCCAUUGCACCUCAUCUGCCACUGCUGGUGCCUUGCCUGCUGCAGGCCACCGGCGAAGUGGAGAUCGACAAGCUGAGCUACAUGUCUACGCGAUACGGCGAUCAGUCUGAUGUGCAGGAAGUUGUGGACUCGAUGAGGGCUGAAGUGGCGAAGCAGCACCACACGAUGGUCGCUCUGGGGAAGUGUAUUCGGUACAUUGAUGUGGAGACACUGGAGAAGAUCACGCCUGGGAUUGUGGAUCUCAUCAAGACGAGCGUGAAUCUGGGCACAAAGAUUGCCUGUGCGCACUUCAUUUGUCAAAUUUCCGUGCGUCUGGGCCAGGAAAUGACACCGCUAUCGGGGAAAUACCUGAGUGCCUGCUAUCAUGGUAUUGCGGAUCGGAAUCUCACUGUGCGGAAGUACUUCGCCAGCGCCAUCGGCCACUUGUCUGGCAUCCUUCGGGAGGCUAGUCUCGUGAAGCUGUUCACGAAGCUGAAUGACUUCUACAACGACCGCCAGUCGUACAAAUGCCAGGCCGUGCCCAGCGUCCUGCAGUCCAUCAACAAGCGCUAUCCGGACACGCUGAAGGACUAUGGAGGACAGGCACUACCGCUGAUCUUCUUCGCGAUGCACGACGAGACGGACAAGGCAGUGAGUGAGGUGUGGAAGGAUCUGUGGAAUGACGUGUGUCCAGGCGAGUCGGGGAUUCGCAUGUAUCUGGACAGCAUAAUGCCGAAUCUUCUCAAGUUCCUGGGUGACUCCUCCUGGACACUGAAGUCGCAAAGUGGGAAUGCCAUCAAGACGCUGGCGAAGCAACUGGGCAAGUCCUUGAGUGCUGGCGACAGAGAGACGCUGAUCAGGGCCGUGGUGGCAGGGCUGGCGGGACGGACGUUCCAGGGGAAGGAGAAACUGCUGGAGGCUCUUGAGAAUCUCUGUGCACAUCUGGAGGAAGAUUCCGGAGAGCUGAGCACACUGGCUGUGGACGCCGUGAUGCGAGAGUGCCGGAAAGAGGAGCCGAUGUACAGGACGCACAGUUUGAAGGCAUUGGGCAGCAUCCUGGACGCCCUGAAGAUGGAUAGAUUUGAGGAGGUUUACAACAUGGUGUGGAACAUCUUGGAGAACACAUCGCUGGCGUCUGAGGAGGAGACAAUCUCGGCUGAAGAGCGCAACAAGGCGCUGCAGGUGAACAUUGCGCUGAAGGAGAGUGUGUGCGAGACUCUGGGAAAAGCCUGGCCAGUGAAUUCUCUGGAGACACAGCAGAAGUAUCAAGUGAUGUUUGCGCAGAAGUGCGUCGAGUGCUUGGGCAGGAACACGCGGCCUGUGCAGGUGAGUCUUCUGGCGGCGCUUGGGCGAUUUGUGGAGCGCCUGAAGAUUCUCGAGCCGCCCACAGAGGAGCCAAUGGAGAUUGAUAAUGCGGUGAAAAAGGCCAGAGUGGAUUCGGAGGGUGACACAGUGGACACCAUCUGCAGGAUCGUGCUGAAGUGCUCGAGCCAAGUGGCGGAGAUUCCCCACACGGGCCUAAAGAAAGAGGCGCUUAACAUCCUGCUUAUUCUGAUCAAUCGUCUGAAGAAGAGUAACGACGCGGCCACGCUGGGACUCAUCAAGGAGCACUUUGUGGCCACUGUGGAGCUGUUCAGGCGCGACAGCUCACCAGAGAUCAAGUGCAGAGUCACAGAUAUUGAGGACAAACUGCGCGACGUAUAAUUGUAAAGAGUGAAUUUCUUGUUCAAUAAAAAACUUCUAUGC